Molecule: messenger RNA, 1065 nt
Organism: Pichia kudriavzevii
Lineage: Eukaryota; Fungi; Ascomycota; Pichiomycetes; Pichiales; Pichiaceae
Exons: 1
Coding region: 1-1065 (354 amino acids)
Biological process (GO): intracellular protein transport; vesicle fusion; vesicle-mediated transport
Cellular component (GO): endomembrane system; SNARE complex; membrane
Molecular function (GO): SNAP receptor activity; SNARE binding
Source: RefSeq, a predicted model, not a curated record
AUGUUUAGAGAUAGAACUAAUUUAUACCUGGCCUACAGGAAAACAUUCCCUCAUCAUAAUACGAAACGAAUGGCUGUCGAUAAAUUUGAGAGCCUUAGACAGGAAGAAGAAGGUUUGUUGGGAGAUACCUACGAAAUGCAAACUUUCCAUGAUGACAAUCCUGUCGAGGACUACACCAGCACCAUUCAGAACAUUGAGAAUCAAGGAAAUGAUUUGGUUCGAAGAAUCGGUGACAAUAUGAAAAAAUUGGGGAAAAAAUAUAAGGAGGUGUUGUUACCACAAUUUGACGAUGAUAUAGUUCAACGGGAAACAGAUGCUGUGAAUGAUCUGUCCAAUAGAAUUACAGAUGAGCUAAGGAUGAUAUAUAAGGUUAUUUCGGAAUUACAGAAAUUGGAUAACACUUUGGCCCAACGAGAUGUGCUUUCCUAUGCUGAUUCAAGAGACAAAGGGACCAGAACUCUAAUCAAUAACUUGAAAAAGAAGUUUGCAAUUGUAUCCCAAGAUCUUAGUAGAGAAUUUCGUGAUAUGCAGGGCAAAUAUGUUCGAUAUUUGAAGAAAGACGAAGCUGGAAAAUACAAGGAUAAUGAAGAUCUGGAGAGUUAUUCAAGAAACGCCAUGGCAGAGAGUAAACAAUCUCAAAUGCAGCUGCAACAGAAUGGAUUAGUUGAUGACCAGGAAUAUCUCCUUGAAAGAGAAAGGGAGAUUUAUAAGAUAUCACAAAAUGUCGUUGAACUCAGUAUAAUAUUCAAAGAGUUAGAAAAUAUAGUGAUUGAUCAAGGCACAAUACUUGAUAAUAUUGUUUACAAUCUAGAUAGGACAGUUGAAAACACACAAGGCGCACAUAAAGAACUAGUCAAGGCGGAAGGUUAUCAAAAACAAACGAGAAAGUGCAAGAUCAUUCUGUUUUUGGUUUUACUGAUUCUCUUGUGUUUAAUGUUGCUAAUGGUAAAGCCCAAAAAGGUGGAUCAUUAUGUCCAUGAUGGAGAAAAGGGCACAUACGAACCGGUUGAAGAGAAUGUGAAACCAGGAUCCGACGAUAACGUCAUCAAAACAGACUUGAUAUAG